AUGACGUUAUUUCCGAACAUGAGGAAACCGCUCUACUAUGUGAUCAAUUUGAUCACUCCGACGAGCAUCAUCACGUUGAUAUCGAUUGUCGGAUUCUUUAGUUGCUCGUCGAUCAACGAGCUUCGCGAAGAGAAGAUUUCUUUGGGUAUCACGACACUUCUCUCGAUGUCGAUUCUCAUCUUUAUGGUUUCCGAUAAAAUGCCAUCAACGUCGUCAUUUAUUCCACUAAUUGGCUGGUUCUACACAUGUAUGAUUUUAUUGAUAUCAUUUUCCACUUUACUCUCAUCGGUGAUCAUUUAUGUGCAGAAACAGGGGAUCCUCGGGAAACCGCCUAGAAAAGAGACAAUGAGAUGGGCUCGAGUGGUUGGACGUUUCGUUCGUAUGGAGAUCCCGCUAUUGAUGCGACAAGCUUAUGCUCAAAAGGCACGAGAAGAACGACUACGAAAAACGCAACGUCAACGCAAAGAGAGUCUCUGGCAAAAAGUCUACAAGUUGAGCAAGUCCAAAGAGAAUCUCAAAUCGAACUCUUCUCCAAAAACCGUUCACGUAAACGCUGAAGAGGACAAUAUAACGAUGGAAAAAACGCGAAAAAGUCUCAACAUCAGCACGGAAGUGCUUAAAAUCAAUGGAACACAUGCAAUACCAGAGUACACACCGAUGGGCGAUGUAGAUCUGGAUGAGGACACGUCGUAUAUCGAUGAUGAUAAGGAAGAUUUGGAUUUCCCACCGUCGAAAUUCCUACACAAAACGAGCACAUGUCAAUCACUGGAGAGCGCUCUGCGGAUAGGCGUCACUUUUGAUCCAACAACGCCGCGAACAGCGCGAAAUCUCGCCGAGCUUGAGUUCGACUGGUUGGCGGCUGUGAUUGAACGGGUUUGCCUAAUCGUGUUCAUUUUCUUCUUCAUUCUCAUGUCUUUCGGGAUCAACUCGAUCGGUCUCUACUAUUGGUGGACGGCUAAAGUGUCGCGAGAACGA
Messenger RNA from Mesorhabditis belari, 975 nucleotides. The record is from the annotation of a GenBank genome assembly. NCBI's taxonomy places the organism in Eukaryota, Metazoa, Nematoda, Chromadorea, Rhabditida, Rhabditidae.